Messenger RNA from Archocentrus centrarchus (flier cichlid), 6527 nucleotides. Its product is annotated as polypeptide N-acetylgalactosaminyltransferase 10-like. Gene Ontology annotation, cellular component: Golgi apparatus. Gene Ontology annotation, biological process: protein O-linked glycosylation. Bases 147 to 1964 code for a protein of 605 amino acids. NCBI's taxonomy places the organism in Eukaryota, Metazoa, Chordata, Actinopteri, Cichliformes, Cichlidae. Gene Ontology annotation, molecular function: polypeptide N-acetylgalactosaminyltransferase activity. The transcript has 12 exons. The record is from RefSeq and is a predicted model, not a curated record.
AGCGGCGGAGCUCCCAGCCGAGGAGCGUCACAGCGCCGGUGUCGGUUUCCACUGUCGGAGUGAAAGUUGUCUCCGCUUGGAAAAGCGGGGGGAUCGGGACUCGCUAGUUUGCACCUCGCUUGCUUCACGCGCUUAUUCCCGGAGAGAUGAGGCGAAAAGAGAAGCGGCUGCUGCAGUUCGCUGGGCUGCUCAUAGCGGCUCUUCUUUUCCUCCCAAAUGUCGGGUUGUGGUCUUUGUACAAGGACAGAGUCUUCGACAACUCGCCCGACACAGUGGACGGUCCGGGCGGCAUCCCCCUGAUACAGGGAGUGAAUCGAGUGGGGAAGGAUGCUCUGUUGGGACGCAACGGUGUGCGGCGAAAAGACUGGCACGAUUAUGAAGCAAUCAAAAGAGACGCCUCUCGAUCUGGUAAUGGUGAACAGGGGAAGCCAUUCCCCCUGACAGAUGCUGACCGGGUUGAUCAAGCCUACAGAGAGAACGGCUUCAACAUUUACGUCAGCGACCGGAUCUCCUUGAACCGCUCCGUCCCUGAUAUCCGCCAUCCAAACUGUAAAAACAAGCUGUAUGCAGAGAAGCUGCCCAACACCAGCAUCAUCAUCCCAUUCCAUAACGAGGGCUGGUCGUCCCUGCUGAGGACUGUUCACAGCGUGCUCAAUCGCUCUCCUCCACAGCUCAUAGCAGAGAUCAUCCUGGUCGACGACUUCAGCGACAAAGAACACCUUAAGGUGGCGCUAGAGGAGUACAUGGUACGGUUGCCAAAGGUUCGCAUUCUGAGGACCAAGAAGAGGGAGGGUCUGAUCAGGACUCGCCUGCUUGGAGCGGCUGCAGCUAAAGGAGAAGUCCUCACCUUCCUGGACUCACACUGUGAAGCUAAUGUCAACUGGCUGCCUCCACUGAUGGACCGAAUCGCCCAGAACAGGAAGACUAUCGUCUGCCCAAUGAUUGAUGUCAUUGACCAUGACAACUUUGGCUAUGAAACACAGGCGGGUGACGCCAUGCGAGGAGCAUUUGACUGGGAAAUGUACUACAAGCGGAUCCCCAUCCCUGCAGAGCUGCAGAAGGAUGACCCCAGUGAACCCUUUGAGUCUCCAGUGAUGGCAGGCGGGCUGUUUGCUGUCGACAGGAAGUGGUUCUGGGAGCUGGGAGGAUAUGACACGGGCCUAGAGAUUUGGGGAGGGGAGCAGUACGAGAUCUCCUUCAAGGUGUGGAUGUGUGGGGGUCGGAUGGAGGACAUUCCUUGCUCCAGGGUUGGACACAUCUACAGGAAGUACGUCCCCUACAAAGUUCCUGGGGGCGUCAGCCUUGCCAGGAACCUGAAGAGAGUCGCAGAAGUGUGGAUGGACGAGUACGCCGAGUACAUUUACCAGCGCAGGCCUGAGUACCGCCACCUGUCGGCAGGAGACAUGACGGUGCAGAAGGAGCUGAGGAACCGUCUCAACUGCAAGAACUUCAAGUGGUUCAUGUCCGACGUGGCCUGGGAUCUGCCCAAACACUACCCACCUGUGGAGCCUCCUGCUGCUGCAUGGGGAGAGAUCCGUAAUGUGGGUAGUGGGAUGUGUAUGGAGAGUAAACACUUUGUGUCCGGGAGCCCCAUCCGCCUGGAAAGCUGCGUGAAGGGACGAGGUGAUGUGAGCUGGAGUCAUGGACAAGUGUUUACAUUUGGCUGGAGAGAGGACAUUCGGGUGGGCGACCCCAUGCACACAAAAAAAGUUUGCUUCGAUGCCAUUUCCCACAACAGCCCCGUCACCCUGUAUGACUGCCACGGCAUGAAAGGCAACCAGCUGUGGCGCUACAGAAAGGAUAAGAGUCUGUAUCACCCCGUUAGCAACAGCUGUAUCGAUAGCAGCCCGAAUGAGCGGCGGAUCUUCAUGAACACGUGCAACCCCUCCUCUGCCACUCAGCAGUGGCUGUUUGAGAGAACCAACGCCACUGUGCUGGAGCACUUCAAUCGGGGCACCAACUGAGACCCUGCAGCAUCCACGAGAAAGGACUCAUGCAGAAUUGAAGCUGCUGCUGAUGUUAUUGCGAAUUGGGGUGUUCGCCAUUUACCUAGCAAUGAGGUGACAGCUGUUUCUGUUUGGGGUGCUGGGAGCGAGGCAGGCUGGGGCAUGUUGGGGGUUAGUUAAACACAUUAGCUUAAGGAAAGACUGGGUUGGCCUUUGAUUGAUGGAAUUGUGUGUUAAAGUGAGUGUGUGUAUGUGUUCUGUUGGAGUGCUGCUGUGGCAGUAGGUCUGUCUCACUUCCUGAUUUUGUUUCUUUAAUCAUCUUUCUCUUGAUGUCUUUUUGCCUAUAUUUUAUCUCCCACUCUUUAGCUGUUGCCAUUCUUUCCCCAUCCUUACUGUUCCCUCUUUGAGGGUUUGUUGUUUGUGGUCUCUCUCUCUCUCUCUCUCUCUGUCCAUCUAUCUCUUAUCCUCCCAUCUCUCCUCCCUCCUUUUUCAGCUGGUCUACCUCUGCCUGCAUGUCCGUCUCUAUCUGCCUGCAUGACUGCACCUUUGCCCACCUUUUUCAUUCUCCAUCUCAAAUACCUUUAUGUCUCUCCAGCUCUGACAACCUCCCUGGGGGUAGAAGGGGGUUGGGGGGGGUGGCUCCUUGCUGAGCCAAAGUCAUACUGACACCUGGGUGAAGCCAGGCAGAACCACUCUGAAAAUCACCUGGUGAAGUGAUUCUCCUUUACAACCUUCUGUUCCCUCCCUCAUCCUUCCCCUGUGCAUCUCCUGGGCUGCAGGCAGAGCUGCUUUGAAUGUACCAAGUGAAAGUUAACAAGGACGGUGCAAGAGGAUGAGACCUUUUGCACGUGCCUCACUAAUUUUUCCUUAUUCUCUACUUUCCUCUCUGUAUUUAUUGAUUAAUUAUUCACAGAUUUGUCACUGUGCCACCUUCUUCUUAUAUUCCUCACAAGCGAGUGCUGUCCGAUGGCGGGGUUUGUGCAGGCCGACUCCUGCUGGUUAAUGGUGCAGUCAGACUGGAUUUUGCUUUUUCUUUUCUUUUCAUGUCUGUGUGGAACAGGGCGAGAUGCUUUUGUUUCGAUUGCAAAUCGAUCCGCCUCCUGCAGUUUGUAAGUUCAGUCUGAGCUUUGAUCCACAAACUCACAAGACACCACACAAAGUCCAAAAACAGUAGCGAAAGAGGGGCGGGACUCACACUGGAAAUGUAUUGAGACCAGGUUUUCAUUAUGCAAAAGAUUUUUAAAAAAUCCAGAUGAGCACACAGGCCAUGAUCAUCCCAUUCUGUAGUUUAUCCUUCACUGUUUUCUUCGUAGAGAACCUGCAUCACUUAAAUUAGACAGCAAGAAUACAGACUGUCUGUGAGGCCUCCAGAAAUAAAGGCGAUGAAUGGAAGAUCCAAGGUAAGGUCAUCACACUCCAACAAGGGCAUCCUUUCAGAUCUCAAAGGGACCCGUUUCAAAAAGCCCCUCAAAACAGUGACUACUAAAUCAGGAAGGAAGUGUUCAGAAUUUAGUUUUAAGGCUGCAUGGUGACUGCUGGUGUUAGUGCACUAGCUGUGCUACUUUCUGUCACCUAUAUUUUAAUCUUUCUUACUACAAUCUCAUACUAUUUGCAGUAAACAAGCACACAUGCUUUUUUUUUUGGCACAGUACAUACAGCGUACAUACUACUGCAUUCAACAAUGUGUACUUUUUUAGGGGUGUACCAAAAGCAAAUAGAGAAAAAUAUGCAAUUUCAAAUGCACUGUAACUUUUCCCAAGGCAAACUUCUGAUUGACUGCACCAUGAGGAUUUGUCUGUCAUUGUGGGAGUGGGAGUCGCUGUCACACCUCUUAGAGUUUCUCCCUUGCUUUAUGUACACUAUUUGCUGCUUUCCACUCAGUCACUGAAGCGACCUGGUCACAGACAGCUGAGUAAAGGGUCUCGUCAGUUCAGAGCAGCAGGCACCACCACAAACUGAUGCCUGCCUGGAUGGCUGGCCAUGUGACUGACAGGCCAGCUGAUUCUCAGCAGGGCCGCCUGAUUGGCCGGCCGCCAAGCUGAUACGUCAUGUUCGAGUACAGUGUGAGCGGGAGGAGAGACAAAAAGGGGAAUUACCUCGGAUAGACUCGCUAAGGUAGCUCUGGGAUUGAGAUGAAUGUGGGGGGAUUUAAAAUGUAUUAAGCACUUAUGGAAUGAUAAACUUGAAUGAAAUCUUAGUGCCUUGUUAGAAGAGGACUAGAUGUUGCUGUGUGUAUUUGCAAAAAGUGUGUGUGGCCCCAAAGGUCCAGAUCAAACUAGGGACCAAUUCUUCAAUUCAGGUGAGGAACUUUGUUUGGAAAAUUUUGUGCUGUCAAAAAAAAAAAAAAAACUCCUGAAGUCCUGGAACUGAAUUGAAUGAAUUUACCGCUGGUGCAGGGCCUUGAAUGCACCGCUGGCUUUGUGGCUCUUGUAAAACGUUCAAUGAACACACGUAACUGCUGGCUGUGAAUAGAGCUAAAAAGACUGUUUUUUCCAGCAUAUUUGCUCCUGCUGUCAAAAGUAAACCACAGCCCUAAAAGGACCUUUGUUGUAUUUAAAUAUGAUGCUGUGUUGUCCAAUCCAGAAUAUUAGGAAAUUGCUGUCUUUGUUUACCAGUGUCUCCAUCUGCCUUUAUUAAUCUCUCCUUUCAGGCUGUUUUUAAUCAAAUGUUCUUUCAUCCUUUCUUUUGAUCCUGUGGUUUAACUGAUGGUGAUUUUGCUUGAAUCCCUGUUUGACACAGUGUUUUGGGAUGUUCUGGUCUGUCGCCUGCACCCAUUCUCUAAUCCCAUUUUGUGAAGCAGAACAAUGUUCAGUGUGUGCCAUUUUAAUAAUCAGAUCCAGGUACUGGGCUCUGGAAGAUAUCAACAUGCAGCAGUAGACUCAAGGAAAUAGUAAUGUUCACUUAAAUAUCUCAGCAUUUAUGUCAUAAAUUAGCCUACACUGCGGGGGGGGGAUACAUUGAGCUUCUUUUUGUGUGCAGAUUGAAACUUUUUUCCAUUGUGCAACACAAAUGCAAAGCUGAUUUUAUCACUAUCGAUGCAAACAUUGAUUUCUUGUUUCCAAACCACAGUAUUAAGCAAUUCUGUAUUAUCACAUAAACCAAGUCCCCUGUUUAGAUAGAGUUGGUAGAACAGAGUUGCAGUGAGAUUAUUGAGAUGUGACAAUAGAAAACACUACUGUAUGUAAUAAUAUUUGAGCAUGAUGAAUAACUAAGUUCAAACUUUAUUUACACUUUAAGAAAAUCCCAAGUUAAAUGACAGUAAAUUACUGGCAGUUAAUUUACCAAUAACUGUUAUUUUGCAUCAUACCAACAGUAAAGUACAGCAACAGUUUAUACUAUAAAAAUCUUAUGGUACUAUGUGCUGUAAUAUUGUCUGCUGCUUAGUUGUCAUUGUCGUGUCUUUGUUUUGUUUUUUAAUUUUUUUGUAGUAGUAGUAUUGCUGUUGUGCUCUUACUAAAUCCACACUGGUUUGGUAGGUAAAGAGCUGGUAAAUCUUUAGUAAACAAACUGAACUAAUUAGUUAAAAGUAAGCUGAAGUUCAUCAGCAAAUGACUUUAAUAAAUGAUUAAUAUACGAGCUAACUUCAUACCUUAUGGAGGAUAAGCCCAGUGUUGCAUAGUGUAGCAAAAGAGACAAUCAGCCAUUUAUGUUCAAUUUUCACACCCUUACGUAAUUCAUUACAUGUCUCCAAGUGAUUUGACCAAUAAAUGACCUCACAAUGUAUUUAUUUUGUGCAGUUUUAAAUCCGUCUUCAUCAAGUCUACUCUGUUUAAAAGAAAGAGCGAAAGAAAAUCGAGAGUUUUGAACUCUUAACAGCAGAGUUAAGUUUUUCUUUUUUCCUCUUUUUUUCUUUUCUCCCUGCAGACCUUUGAGCUACACGCCUAGAUGCUUUGUACAUUGUCACAUUGUUAAAAGGUGACUUGGAAUUGCUUCUUCAGACCACUGAGUAAGGUUACCAGUAGAUGACUCAACAGGACCAAAUUGAUCAGACAUCUGACAUAUCUUUUAUACACUGUAAUCCCAGAUAUAUAUAUUUUAUUAUUAUUUCUUUGAAGUCAUGUUAGAAUCGAUAUUGUAAUCUGGGCUGUUUAUGGGAUUUCAUAGAAAGGUGGAUACAUAAGGCAACGUUUUUGGUUGAAAUGAGACUGUUCAAGUACUAAAAGUUACAGUUCUUGCACCUGUACCUGAGAAUUCACCAUUUGAAUCUUUCAUCUUGUUUUUCUUCUCUAACAUUUAUCCUGCAGAACAGUUUAUAAUUGCAUAUGUUUUUUCCUACCAAGCCCAAUUGUCAUGUAAACCUUUGAUUUAAAAAAAAAAAAUAUAUAUAUAUGGAUUCUCACAUAAAUCAUUACUGCCUUUUGGCUGCACAAUAAAUGUAGAACUUGACUAAUCAAAGCAUUUUCUUUUUUGACAGUAAACUGUAUAGCGAGUGUUUAAACAGAUCCCUGACAGUUACAAAAUCACAGGAAAUUAUGACAGAACGUGGCUCUUCUAUAAAACAUUUUAGCAUCUUCCAGGUCAAAGUUCUGUUUUCAAGCAACAGAAUGUAGUGCUCUACAAAAAAAAAAAAAAAAAAAAAAA